This is a messenger RNA of Cervus elaphus (red deer), 864 nucleotides long. Its product is annotated as rho GTPase-activating protein 20-like. Gene Ontology annotation, molecular function: GTPase activator activity. The coding region runs from base 136 to 645 and encodes 169 amino acids. The record is from RefSeq and is a predicted model, not a curated record. Lineage: Eukaryota; Metazoa; Chordata; Mammalia; Artiodactyla; Cervidae. The transcript has 3 exons.
AAUGACUCGCUUUAUUGAUAAGUGCCUUUUUCUGUCAUUAGGCUUCUAGACCAGCUGCCAAGAGCCAAUGUAGUUUUUCUGCGAUACCUUUUUGGAGUGUUACACAACAUUGAGCAACAUUCCUCAUCCAAUCAGAUGACAGCUUAUAUUUUAUCAGUGUGUAUGACCACAAGCAUUCUUGGUCUGCUUAAUUCUGGCAGCACAGCAUUCGAAAACUUCACCAAGAAGAUUUCUUUCAUACAAUUUCUCAUUGAAAACUGUCUCAAGAUAUUUGGAGAAGAUAUCACGUCUCUCUUUGGACCGAAGUCAGUGAGUUGUGAUAACAGUGAUAGCACUGACAUCACUGAUAACAGUGAGAAGGUUGCAGACAAGAAGACAGUUAGCAAGAGUUCUGUCAAAACCUGGGCCUUUUGGUGUAGCUCCAGGACUCGCGAGGACAACCAACACCCACCUCUACCACCCACAAAGCCAAAACAGCUCUUUGGAGCUCCUCUUGAGGAUGUAUGUGAUAACGACAGCCUGCCCACCCCAAUUCUGGUAGGUCUUAUUUUGGUUUUCUGUAACCCUCCUGAGGAGGGGAGUUCUGAGAGAUCAAGUGUUCUCUUCCAAAUCUACCCCCAAAUGAAGAAGUCUGGCUUUGUCUGAUAAGUUUCAUAAUAUUACUUCAAAGAAUAAGGUCUGAUUUAGGUACUGCAGAGUUACAAGGCAAAUACCAGAUGAAAAGGUACUCUCAUCCAUUCCACUGAUUUCAACAAAGACCCACCUAUACUGGCUCAGGCCAGUUAAAAUGGACUCUGUAAGGUAAGGGAGUCAGAGAAGGCGAGGUUGGGAGAAAGCAUGAGACCAGCACUUGACAGGAACAGA